GAAGCAACAACCAAAUAAACCAACUUUCUGGGGAAUCUCUCUUUAAUUCCUCUUCUACGCAGUCACUACCGCUCGUGUCUUUAGGCACCCAUCUCUCGUUUGCAAUUGUGUUGCGAGAAAAACAUUGGAAAUUCGGUCCUUCCCCAUGCUUGUUUCCAGCGCCAUCGCGCUCCUUGCGCUUUGCGCGACCACCCUCGCUGUUCAAUCGAUUGUGGUGAAAGGCUCGGACCUCGUGAAUGCAGUCACCGGCAAUAGGUUCCAGCUUCUUGGAGUCGCAUAUCAACCCGGUGGAAGUUCCGGUUACAACCCGGGCUCUGGCAUCGAUCCCUUGAGUGAUGGCACUGUCUGCCUUCGAGAUGCUGCUUUGAUGCAGCGGUUGGGCGUGAAUGCUAUUCGUGUUUAUAAUGUCGAUCCUGACCUCAACCAUGAUAUGUGCGCCUCAAUCUUCAACGCGGUUGGCAUCUACAUGUUGAUUGACGUUAACUCCCCCUUGGCUGGAGAGAGUCUCGAUCGUGGCGCACCAUGGACCACCUACACAUCCUCAUACCUGAAUCGGACAUUUGCCGUUGUAGAGGCCUUCAAGUCGUAUGAGAAUACCUUGUUGUUUUUUGCUGGAAACGAGGUUAUCAACGAUCUCGCCUCAGGUGGAGUCGUGCCACCGUAUAUGAGAGCUGUCAUCCGGGACCUCAAAAACUACAUUGCGAAGCACUCCAAGAGGAGUAUACCCGUUAGCUACAGUGCUGCAGAUGUCCGGACAAUUCUGGUUGAUACUUGGAAUUAUCUUCAAUGUACCCUUACGGGCUCCUCUACAGACCCAUCCCGAGCCGACCUCUUUGCCCUGAACAGCUACUCAUGGUGUGGAGCCUCCUCCUUCACAACGUCAAGCUACGAUGUACUGGUAUCAGACUUCAGCAGCACGAGUGUCCCCGUAUUCUUCUCCGAAUAUGGUUGCAAUAAACCUUCACCUCGAGUCUUUACAGAAGUCCCAGUCAUAUAUGGUCCUCUAAUGACUCCGGUCUUAUCUGGCGGUAUGGUUUACGAAUAUUCCGAAGAGCCUGAUGACUACGGUCUUGUGCAAAUCAACAGCAACGGUUCUGCUCAGCUCCUCGUCGACUACGACACGUUGCAGAAGCAGUUUAAUACUCUCAACGUCACUUAUCUUCAGGGUCUAUCUGCUCAGAACGUCUCCGUCACCCCGCCAAAAUGCACCUCUUCUCUGAUCACCACCUCUGGUUUCAGUAGUAACUUCACCAUCCCCGAUGUUCCUGCUGGAGCACAGACACUUAUUGACAACGGCAUCAGUCCGGCUCCCAGCGGAAAGAUGGUGCCUGUCACAGCCUCAAAGGUCAGCCAGGUUGUCCAGCAGAGCAAUGGAGAUAUCAUGCAGAAUCUAGCGAUUACCAUAUUGGCCGAUGAUCAGAGUAACAAUCCCAACGGAGCUUCCCCAACAAGCUCUGAGGCUUCACCAUCGGCGACUAAGAAAAAGAACGGUGGCGAAACCUUGAAAUCCAGCCUGAGUGUAUUGCUGGGAGUUGCUUCGCUUGCGGUGGUCUGCACUUCUUUUCUUUAGAUGCCAUGCGGAGAGUGGACUUUCUUUACUUGUGAUGGCGCCUUGCUAGGUUGAAUCUGUUUCUUGCACAUACUUCGGGCAUUAUGGCUUACGAUUGAUGAGAACGAGCGAGUCUUUGGAUAUUCAUGUUGCCCUGGCUGGCCGGGAUGACUGAAAUUAUGAGCAGAACGAAAAGAUGCACAGAACCUUUAUACACGGUGGAACUAAUAUUCUACCACCCGUUUCCGCAUUCAGCGAAUUUCUCAAAUCACAUUGUGUCCUUUA
Molecule: messenger RNA, 1834 nt
Organism: Hyaloscypha bicolor E
Lineage: Eukaryota; Fungi; Ascomycota; Leotiomycetes; Helotiales; Hyaloscyphaceae
Product: glycoside hydrolase family 72 protein
Exons: 5
Coding region: 146-1570 (474 amino acids)
Biological process (GO): fungal-type cell wall (1->3)-beta-D-glucan biosynthetic process
Cellular component (GO): cytoplasm; fungal-type cell wall
Molecular function (GO): 1,3-beta-glucanosyltransferase activity
Source: RefSeq, a predicted model, not a curated record